This is a messenger RNA of Pomacea canaliculata, 3896 nucleotides long. RefSeq lists its product as uncharacterized. Lineage: Eukaryota; Metazoa; Mollusca; Gastropoda; Architaenioglossa; Ampullariidae. The record is from RefSeq and is a predicted model, not a curated record. The coding region runs from base 449 to 1558 and encodes 369 amino acids. The transcript is spliced from 2 exons.
AGUGCGUCACACAGUCACAUGACUUCCGUGAAUCUAAAAACAGUAAAAAUGUGAGAAGACAUAACGUCCAUCAACAGGCAGCAGACACAAGAAUAUUAAUCAAACUGAGACGAAAGUGUUACAAACCAGUAUCCAGAAAAGAGAGAUUAUCAAAGGAAGUCUCGACACAAAGCAAGAAGAGGGCAGACUUGUUAGGUUCUUCAGAAGCUUCAGAAAAGCAGCGGACGCCUUACAGAUAAUGUGAGAUGUACCAAGAAGACAAAGACUCAAACUUUGUUCAAACAGAAGUAGCAAUGAAGAAAAUUAAACAUAGAACAGCAUCGUGUCUAAUAAAACAUCAGCAAAUCUUAUGACUGGAACAUCGGUUAAUGUUCUGCAAUUAAAUUUUUUUAUAUUAUUCUGGAGACACUGAAAUUUUACUGAGGACGAGAAGUGACGUAAGCUAUAAAUGAAAUCUCUGUGCAAGAAGUUGUGUGUUGUACGUGGCAGAACAAGGACAAGACGCGUUUUCGGGAUGAUAGUCCGUGCACUCUGCAUUGCGGUCUUCGCAUUCUUCAUCCGACCUUUGCGAAAUACCCUGACCCCUUUCUGGCCGCGCACCUGGCAAGAGAUGUCAACAUUUCAGGUGAUUAAGAUGUACAUUAUACAGCAGACCUGGCCGGAGACUCCCACCAAUCCUGUCCACUGCCAAGUGCCUACGCUCAAUUCUUCAACUUUUUUACUGGCAGACGACGCAUCAUACGACAUCCUCGUCCCGUAUGCGCUGAAAGGUCGAGCACAAGACGAACAAUUGUUCACGCAUGCGCACCAGUGGGUGAACGCCAAUCCCGAGCGCAAGGCUCGCUACUUCCGCUUUCUCCCCCAGAUGACCGUCUUUGACAAGGCGCGGCUCCUGUGCACGUGGCGCGUGUUUGACAACGCUGUCCGAGCUGCCAACAUCCCUUAUUUUUUGGUGGACGGCACCUUGCUGGGAGCCUAUCGUCAUCGCGGCAUGAUUCCCUGGGAUGACGACAUCGACGUUGCUAUGGAUGCGCGGAUGGUGGUCAAGAUCCGCCAGGUGUUGGCUUGCAUCCCUGGCUACUCCCUCCGCGUUUUUAGAAAAGCUCACUGGAAGUUCUACUCAAGUAACACCUCUAGCAUUCCCAGUGUCUGUCCUGAAAAUUUCACAGUUCCAACCGCCAGUGACUGUCAUCACGACGGCUGUGACACCAGAAUCGUGUACACCAACGACAGCGGUGACGUCAUCCGUUAUCCCUUCAUUGACAUCUUCCUCUACACCAGCGACGACACUUACACCUGGUGUCUGGCCGACUACGAGUUGCCAACCCAGGCUGUGAGAAGUACUUUUCUCUUUCCUUUGACAACGACGUCCUUUGAAGGAUUCACUGCCCCCGUGCCCAGGCGCACGAAGGAGAUCCUUGCUCUCGUGUAUGAUCUCGAUAUUUGUUUGUCGCCUUUCCACAACCACCGGAUAAGUCGCGGCAUGUCAAGCAGUGAAAUAUCUCGAGCGGAAUGCCGGGAGUUGAAAGACAUGUAUCCUAUGUACAAUGUGGUGUGAAAUGAGCCAGUCGGCCUGUAAAAAUUACUGAUGUAACUGUUUAAUGUUUGCUGAAUAUCUGUAGUGCUUUUAGCUUCUUAAGAUUAGAGUAUGAUUAGAUUAGAUAAGAUUAGAGUCGUUUAGAGUAUGAAGUGCUGACUAGAAUUAUGUCAGAGUUAUAUCACUCUGAGACAAGUGGCUCUGUACACUGUGACUACUUCUUUCGACUUUGGAAGAGAAAGUCACAAAUUCGUUUGCAGCUCGCUCCGGACGAUGAGUGAGAAAACUUCCUUUGCUUUCACAGAAGGAUAGACACCUUGUUUUGUGUGACAGGUCAAAACCGGCAUAUGACAUCUUUGAUCCCAGUAUACCUCUUGAUCACCUUACACGCUAUUGCAGAAUCUCCACAACCGUUAUACGCCGAUUGGGAAACAUCCUGACUAGUCACACUCAGUCAAGUUAAUGUUAAUAAUAAGUCGUCUGCUCUUUCAUCGGGAAUUUCACGGGAACUUGUCGUUGGUAUAUUGCUUUUUAUCAUGUACACUAAACCACUGUAAUUAUAUUUAUAUAUAUAUUAUAUAUUAUUACUUCAUCUGUAGCUUCUACACUACCUCCAUAUUCUUAUAUGUUUACACUGCAUUAAGACACCUAUGCCUACCAAAAGGAUUGACGAGCAACUCUUCUCUUAUGCUAGACCUAAACUGUGAAUGUUUGAAACAUUCAGCAUUAUCCAUGUUUUAAGAAAACGAUGUUUACGGAAAUACACCUAGCAUUAAUUCCAUUUUCAUUGUAUUCCUGUGUUCUCCAUGAUUAAAAUGCGUAUGGUCAUAUGUAUGUAUGUUUUGGCACAAAAAUACAAUUUAAGAGAGGGAGAAAGAGAGACUUGACACAUAGACCAUUGUGCAUUCGACAGAUUUAGCUAGAUAAUUGUGUACUAUAUUGAGAAAGCAUUAUUGAGCGUUUGACACCAAGACAAUGAGAUCGUGGGUUCGGAUCUCGCUCCCGGUGCCUAUAAUUUGUCUCUAGCAACUUGGCGUCCGUCUUCGGAUAGCUUGUGAGGACGUAGCUGUUGUUGCAAACAUCCUGCUUGUACCCGAGAUAUCUGGUAGUAGGAUUAGAAAGGUAGGUUUCUGUGACGUAAUGUACAGGCAAAGUUUCUGUUGUGCUUUUUCGUCGAUCGUUUUUCUCUUUCUCCAGUUCCUGCCUUUUUCUAAAGAGAAAAUAAUUACAGUCACUCACGAUCUUCGCGUUUAAUGGAAUUAUUCAUGACUGGCGACACUUUGCCAUGAACUCUCCAGUGAACACGACAACAGAGGCCUUUCACAUCGGCUUUGUGUUCUUUGUUCAGAUUUUGUGCCUUUGCUUGCUUUAGUUUGUUCGUUCUUUUUUAAAUUUUUUUGAGAGUGAUUUCAUCGUGCUAGGGCGGGUAGAGGAGUAAUUGAAUGUGUUUACAGUGGUUCUUUUAAAUAAUUAUACUAAAUCUCUGCUGCCUAAUCCAUUAGUUAUUGUUUACAAGUUGAUGAUGGUAAAUCUGGCUGCCUGCAAGGUUACUCAAGGCAAUAUCUAUUUGUGAUACUACUGACCCGCUGCACUUAAUGACCAGAACUGAGUAACCCUUGUACCCUCGUUCCCGGAGUGUGAGUGUGAGAGAGAGAGUCAUUUAUAAACAGUGUUAAGUUUGAGAAAGAUAAGGAUGAAUCAGUUGUGUUCAUCAGGUUGUGUUAGGGGCGAGCUGGGGGAGGAGAUGGACUUUCAGGCUAUUGUCAUCGUGCACAUGUCGGAGAAGCGUGUUGAAAACAAGCGCGAUGUUUGAUAAUUUGUUGACAGUGCUCACCUUUUAUCACACCAGUUCUGAAUUCCGUGAAAGUGUGCUUGUUCUGAUACACACAUGCUUUGGAAACAUUCAAUAUUGUUUGGUGGUUCACCAUUGCGUUCACUGGGCGGUAGAAGGAGAAAGGUUGAAUUCCAGUUCGGCAUGGAAACUGUUUUGGGCUUUGUGUGGCUUUCGUGUGAAUUUUAGCUGUUCAAAAUGAAGUCUUCCUUACAUUAUCUCACAUUGUUACCUAAUGUGGCUGCCAGUGUUGCCACAACGAGUUUGAAUCCUGAUGAGAUUUGUCAGACCUAAAAAGAGAGUCACUGGGGCGUGAAUAUUAUAAUUGCAGCAAUAUUUUAACAGAGGUAAAAACCGAACCCGUUCCAAGCUUUUUGUAUCAAAACCAGGAGUUAAUGUUUCUAUCAGACCACUCUUCGGUUUUAUGAGUACAUUGAUGUUCGAAUGAAAAUGCGAAUUCACAUGCUACCCAGACCCGCAAUUCUUACUUUUCAUGAUGACUAUUAAAAUACCUGAAGCCAAUUUGAA